AAUAGUAGUAUUGAGCGAGAAGAAGAAAACCAAAGGUUGCGGAAUCUCUUGUUACGCAAUCCCCUAAAUCCAUCACACCAAACACAGACAACUCUCAAGGGAGAUGGAAGUAUACCGGAUAAAAUGGACGCAUUCCCCUCAUGCUCCAUAAUCCCAGCAUCAAUGCCUAUCGCAAAUGCUUCCUUUCACCAUUGGCAUCUAGCGUAACCCCCUAACCUAGUCAGCACUUAGGGUUACUCAUGGCGUCGUCGCUCAAAUAUACUGUCCACCAGUACGGCACACACGAGCUGCAACGGCUAGGGGUCUGGGACCUCGACGUUGCUGAUAAGACUCAAACUAAAUAUUGGAUCGUAUUCAUCCACGGCGGUGCAUGGCGCGACCCUCGCAUAGCGCACGACACCUUCGCGCCGGUCGUAACGCGCUUCCUUGAGAGCAGUGGUACCGGUGGUGGAUCUACCGGUAGCAUCCCUGUCGCCGCCUUCGCCUCCCUCGAUUACCGCCUGAGUCCACACCCGGAGUUCCCGCAGGACCCGGCAACUACGCCACCGGAUCGCUUCCGCGGCGCCAAGCAUCCGGACCACCUCGAUGACGUGCGCUCCGCGCUCGCGUUCCUACAGAACCGGUAUGGCUUUGGGAGCAGGUACGUGCUUGUUGGACACUCGGCUGGCGCAUGUCUUGCGUACCAGCUAUUAGCGGGAUUGUCUAGCAUCGAAGACGUUAAGGUAGAAUUCCCCGCUGCUGUGUUCGGCGUCGAGGGGAUCUAUGAUAUGACGGGCUUGAACGUACGGGUCGGCGGCGGGUAUGCGGGGUUCCUAGAAGGGGCAUUCGGGCCGCAGGAUAAGUGGGAUGAAGCGGCGCCGAUGAAGUGCCCGGGGAGCUAUGGCGAUUGGUACCCUGACGGGUUGGCUGUGUUGGGACACUCGGUAGAUGAUGAGCUGGUGGAUAUGCCGGAGACGGAUGGGAUGGCGGAGAGGUUGAAGGGGGAUGGUGUUGAGGUGUUGCUUGUGAGGGAUCUUACGGGGCCGCAUGACGAUGCUUGGCAGGAUGGCAGGGGAGUUGCUAGGAUAGUGUUGCGGGUUUUGGAUAUUCUACGGGAGAAGGCUAGGUAGUGAGAAGAUGGUAUAGGAGGGUUAGCAGUAGUGUGUAUAAAUAAGAGCGAUAGGGGACAACAAGGCUGUUCUGGUGUAUUUGAUAGGUAUGAGAUACGAUUGAGCAGAAUAACGACCUGCUAGUGUUUGCUUACACUUCUUUCAUAUCGGCCCUCUUCAACUACUAUCUCAGUUCC
Molecule: messenger RNA, 1285 nt
Organism: Daldinia loculata
Lineage: Eukaryota; Fungi; Ascomycota; Sordariomycetes; Xylariales; Hypoxylaceae
Product: alpha/beta-hydrolase
Exons: 3
Coding region: 240-1109 (289 amino acids)
Molecular function (GO): arylformamidase activity
Source: RefSeq, a predicted model, not a curated record